CUAAAAAUAACUUCUACGUAUAAGAAAACUAGUUUUCCAGUUAUGAAAUGAUACAAAUCCUUGGUCUCCUAUCUUUGUCGACAUCUCCGGCUUGAUGCGGUGAUUGGUACGUAGUUUGCUUGUUGUUUACAAUCAACAUUCUUUAGCAUUUUGAAAAAUCCUCUCGUCGAUUAUAAUCUAAAAAGUACGACGACCUUUUGGUGAAAAGUGAUGGAUCUAAUACACAAAUUCCUAAUCAUCGUUUCUGGUAUUCUAUCGGUCAUCUCAUGCAUCUUCGUCUUGCCGAUACUUUCAUUGUUCCGCAUCUUGAGGUUUUGUAUCAGAUCUGUACUCCGAGAAAAACUCGCCGGGAAAGUGGUGCUUAUUACAGGUGCUUCAUCUGGUAUCGGCGAGCAUUUGGCGUAUGAGUAUGCAAAACAUGGAGCGAGUCUAGCGUUGGUUGCGAGAAGAGAGGAACUGCUUGCGACGGUUGCCGGGAAAGCCAAGGAGCUGGGAGCGCCGGAGGCAAUUGUGAUCAAGGCCGAUGUUUCCAAGCUUCAGGAUUGCAAGAGAUUUGUCGAUGAAACAAUCAACCAUUUCGGUAAAUUAGAUUGUCUUGUAAACAAUGCUGGAAUCAUUACAAUUGGCCUCUUUGAAGAAGAAGGAUGCAUCACCAAUUACACUUCUAUCAUGAACGUGAACUUUUGGGGAUCAGUUAAUGCCACACAUUUUGCACUACCACAUCUGAGAAAUUGUAAAGGGAGAAUAGUCGUGAUUGGUUCUACCGGUGGAUGGUUUAAUAUGCCAGGAAUAAGCGUGUAUAAUGCAAGCAAGGUAGCGCAACAAAGCUUCUUUGAAACACUACGAAUCGAGCUUGCUUCAGAUAUUGGGAUAACAAUUGUAACUCCAGGGGUGGUAACUACACCGUUAGCUAGUGAUGAAGUCUUGAAUGAGUCAAAUUUAUGGUGGAUACCAAGGUACUCAGCAGAAGAUUGUGCUAAAGCAAUUGUGAACAGUGCCAGACGUGGAGAUGAAUACUUGACUGAGCCAGCAUGGAUGCAAUCGGUCUUCAUAUGGGUGAUGCUAUUCCCAGAGAUAAUGAACAUAGUCCGACGCUUAAUCCUCAUUGCUAGUGGGAAGACUUCAUCCCAAAAAUGGAAAUCUUGCAACAAUAUUGGUUCACUUGAAUCCCUCAAUUCCAAUCCUAAACAUGACUAAACUCAUCUAGUAUAUAUGUGGAAUGCACCCGGCCAAUGGGCUAUAAAGUUUAUUAUUUUAUCGUACGUAAAAAUAGCAUAUAGGCCAAGUGUAUAAUUAACUAAUAAUGUUUUGGUUUCAAAUAAAAUAUUGGAAACUAGAUAUAUGAAUA
This is a messenger RNA of Lactuca sativa (garden lettuce), 1348 nucleotides long. Its product is annotated as 11-beta-hydroxysteroid dehydrogenase-like 4A. NCBI's taxonomy places the organism in Eukaryota, Viridiplantae, Streptophyta, Magnoliopsida, Asterales, Asteraceae. Gene Ontology annotation, molecular function: oxidoreductase activity. Gene Ontology annotation, cellular component: cytosol. The record is from RefSeq and is a predicted model, not a curated record.